Messenger RNA from Topomyia yanbarensis, 2091 nucleotides. Its product is annotated as nischarin-like. The record is from RefSeq and is a predicted model, not a curated record. The coding region runs from base 245 to 1798 and encodes 517 amino acids. Gene Ontology annotation, cellular component: cytoplasm. Lineage: Eukaryota; Metazoa; Arthropoda; Insecta; Diptera; Culicidae. Gene Ontology annotation, molecular function: phosphatidylinositol binding; protein kinase binding; integrin binding. The transcript is spliced from 3 exons.
AAUCGAGUAAAAAAUCAAAAAAAUACUUCAUUUGUAUGAAGUUCGUCUGGCAGCUCUGCUGGUGUGUUAUGAUUGACUGUUGACUUGUAAUUAAUUUGAUAAAUAUUUAAAAACCAAGAAAGUUCAACUUUGCUCGUAAUCAAUGGUCUGUUUUAAAGUGCAGUGAAAUACAGUGGAUAUUAAUUUAAUGGACAGUUUCGGAACAUAGGCGGCGACCUUGAAAAGAUUCGAGCGAAAUAAUAGAAUGGCCAACUAUCAUCUGCACUCAAGUGAAACCAGCAUCUCGAUUCCGAGGAUCAUUACGGUUGAUAGUGUCAAUUACUAUGAGAUUUUGGUUAAAUGCGGUCACAUAAUGUGGACAGUCAAGCGGAGAUAUCGCGAUUUUGAUGAUCUGCAUAACAAGUUAGUUCAAGAGCGCAGCGUGUCAAAGGAUAAACUUCCACCAAAAAAAGUGAUUGGCAGCAAGAGUCCAAGCUUUAUUAAGCUACGCCAAGAGGCGCUUGAGCAGUAUCUCAAGGAAAUGUUGAUAUUCCUGAAGGUGACAAUGCCUAAAGAGUUUGUCGAGUUUCUUGACUUCCAUCGGUACGAUAUUAUAUUCAUAGCGCAUAAUCUUGCAAAUUCGUUUUUCUUGCGGGGUGAAACGUUUCUUGCCAAAUCGAAAAAGUAUGCAUUUUCCGUACUGGAGUUACAUGCCAUUAGUGAACGGUUAAAACUUCCAUGCCCGCCUACGGAAGCUGCUGAUAAUUGUUUAGACUUUUCCCACAUCAUGGAUUUUUGCUCUCAGCUGGAAACAGUUGUUGUGCUACCAACAAAGCAUAGCCUUCCGAUGAUUUUGUACGAUGAUGAUUCCGAGAAGUACAUUCCACAUGCCUUACAUAAACCAAUCGGCAGUAGCAAUUUGAUCCCGUCGCAGUUACGAUAUGAUCUCAGUGUGUUUAAAGCGCUUAAAAAUCUAAUCGUCUAUGGUAUCUCGACGGAGAAUAUUGAGAAUGUUGGUGGUCUUCGUGAAAGUUUGGUUCGAAUAGAAAUCUAUAAAAGCGAGGUAAAACACAUUCGACAAAUAGCGCUUUGCGAUGACAUCCACAAAAACAGCACGGAAGAGUUGGACCAAUUGAAGGUAACCCAUUUACAACUGCCUGGAGUCAACAUAUGCCUUAUCAGAACGUUUUUUCAGCAAUGGAAGAAUCUCAAACACGCCGCAUUCAAGGAAAACCAACUCACAGAAAUUGAUCAUGCGAUACGUUUGUUACCUAAAUUAAAAGAUUUGGUUUUAGACAAAAACCAAAUUGAAUGUAUCGGCCACCUCAGCCAUUUGAACAAUUUACAGACUCUCAGUUUACGCUGCAAUCGGAUAUCCGAAUGUCAAAACUGGCAUGUGCAGCUUGGUAAUCUAGUAAGCCUUAAUUUGUCACAGAAUCGCAUCCGGGAACUGGACGGAUUAUCCAAACUGUAUUCGCUUGUGAAUUUAGAUUUGAGUUGUAAUCAGAUCGAUGACAUAAAUGAAAUUGAUCACAUAGGAAAUUUACCUUUGUUGGAGAACCUGCGUCUCUUGGGAAAUCCGGUGGCAGGAAGCGUAGACUAUCGAGCCCGAGUCUUGUCUCGCUUUGGAGAGCGCUUACAGGAGAUCUAUUUGGACAAUGAAAAAGGAAAUCAGACGGAAUAUGACACAGCUUUGGUGUUAUCGGCACUGCGCAUCUCUGCUAAAAAUUCCCAACGUAAACUGCACAGUUUGUUGGAUUCAGCAUCUGCUGGCGAUAGUAACUGCCCCGGUACUAGCGGAUCGAGUGGGACAAGAUAACAUUAGCAUUACAAGGGUGUUUUUUUUUAUUAUUUUGUGUGUGUAAUUUUGUUAGAAAGCUUUCGUCUUUGUUGGUGUUACGUGAGGUAGGACUGUACAUAGUGGCACUAACGAAACAAUAUUUUAUUCAAAAUUUUUAUUGUUAUUUUCAUGACCUAUAAGAUUGUAAAUCAUCGCUUUUCGGCCUAAAGGCUAAGAUCAAAGUGUAGUAUCUGUUCUUAUCAGCUUAAUAUCUGAUCUGAAGAUUGAAAAUCGUAGAAGCUGCAUUAUAUGUGAAAUAUAUAACAAACAAC